UGGUUGGCUUGGCUAUGUUUUGUGUACCUAUUUGUAUACUAGUUUUCGAGUAAAUUGUGUUUUACUUUAUUCUUCAUAAAGUACGAUUGAAUCCAUUUAAUUAAAUGUAUACGUUAGUGCAUAAUAUCCUCUAAAAGUUGUGCUAGCGACUAUUUUCAGUUAUUAUGAGUACUUGCCUUACCCGCUAUAGUAUACCAUUCAUAAACAUAAAUCAAUCUUUGGCAUAAAAUCAUUCUCCAAUAUACACUUGUCUGUUAUUUAACUGUAAACCAUGGAUUUGGCAAUGCAAACCUCGCAUUUAGCGGCUGCUUUGAUGUCAGGAGCUAAUUCCUAUAGUAUGAAUGCUCCUGCUGAUAUGACAACAUCUACUGAAGAAGUUAAAAUAUCUGAAAAACCUAAGGAAGAAGCUCCUAAAGAUCCUCCUUGUGAAGAGGAUAAAGAAGAUAUUCCAAGCGGAGAAGAAUACUCAGAUGAGGAGAGUGAAGCACAGCCGGGCAGCAAGUCCACUCCGGGGCGCGGAGUCACACUGCAAAUGCUGCUGGAGGAAAAAAUGCUAGAACCUGGUAAUGCUGCUAUGACCAUAGAAUACUUGGGACAAAAGUUUGUUGGAGAUCUCCAAGCAGACGGAAAAAUCAAAUCACAUGAGACUGAGACCAUAUUCUGCUCACCGUCGGCCUGGGCCAUUCACUGUAAAAGGAUAAUUAACCCUGACAAGAGGUCUGGCUGUGGAUGGGCAUCAGUGAAAUACAAAGGAAAGAAACUGGACACUAUAAAAGCUACCUAUUUGCGGAAAAAGCAGUUGCAAAGAGAAAAUAUGCAUAGUGAUGAGGAAACAGAAAUGGAAACAGAAAGCCCACCAGAGCCACCACCACAGAGAAUUGUCAUGAAACACAACUCUGUACCCAAUAGGAUGGUUCAACAUGAUUCAAACAUGCUGAUAGAGGCUGUAUCAUUUUCUUCAGUGGGGAAGGUGCAACCAUUCCUAGUGUCUAUGACGUCUAAUGCCAGCCUCAUACUAGACCUGCACUGCCAUCUGAAGAAAGAAGAAGUGUAUGGCUAUUUAGCUGGAACUUGGGAUUUGAAUAACCACAAUAUGAUAAUAACUCACACAUUCCCCUGUCUGAUAAACAAGAACGACAAACGUCCACGGGUGUUGGUCGAGUUGGAGAUACAAGUUGAGAUAGAGAAGCUAGGGUUGGCACUUCUGGGGUGGUAUCACUCGCAUCCGACCAACCCUGCCAUGCCUAGUCUCAGGGAUUGUGACAACCAACUCGAGUACCAGAUCAAGAUGAGGGGACCUUCUGAAAUAUCGUACGUGCCGUGUAUUGGCGUUAUAUGCUCGCCAUACAACCCUGAAAGUCCCGUGCUAGAGUCCUCGCUGACUUGCUUCUGGGUGUCGCCGCCGCCGGAGCAGCGCCCCACGGAGUACCCGCGGCCGCUGCUGCUGCAGUCCACGCUGCACCACGACGCGCACCUGUCGGCCCACGCCAUGGACACCGUCAAGCGCACCAUCAAGUACUACUCCACGUACGCAGACGACACCUUCGUACAGUUCACUGACAGCUUCAAACCCGAUAUCACGUAUUUAGAUAAACUUAAGUGUACGCUGACACCUAAGUUUCCGAGGGAGCAAAGCGAUGGGUUGCUAUGGCGGUUUAUACGCGAUGAGUUGGGCUGCUCCUCCGAUCAGGAUGAUAAGAUGGACUUGGAUGCUUUGUUGGCGGUGCCUCAGCCGAUACCGAUGUCGAAGCCGAAUCAGACAUCGGUGCCGAAUUUCCCUUCUGUGAGCACGUUGCAACAGAUGGUGAGCCGGCCGGCCGGCGUGCCGCCCAUCAACGUGUCUGCAGGUAUGGGAGUGGGCUCCACUCACAAGUACGACACUUCAUCACAGUUGAACAUACCAGUACUGCCCACUUCAUCCAAGUCAUCCAAGAGCUCGAGCUCCGGCUUGCCGUCAGGUUAUCCGACUGGACUGGAUAUGUUGACCAGUAUGGCUCUCGGACUCGGCUCCGGAAAUCUACCUUUGCCGCUGGGCGCUACCGGCUUGGAAAGCCUGGCAGCUGCAAAUAGCAUGUUAUCCAGUCUCACACCUGGAUUAUCACCAAGUUUAACAGCUAGCUUGACUGGCGGUAAAAUGCCUGAUCCACCUUCUUACGCAGCGUCACUACAAAAUUUAACCAACAGCAUCGGAAGUUACGACAAAACGUCGUCAAGUACGUCGACAGUCACAGCGUCAUCGACUGGGCCUAUACCGGCCAGCAUCGCGUCCAAUCUGAUGAUGAGUUCCGCAGACAUCGCCAACGCUCUCUUCUCAGCCACCAAAUACUCAAACGCUGGGAUCUUAGGUAUUCCCGACCCCAUGUCAAAGUCGACCUUGGCUGCUAACAAUAUGUUCCUAUCGCCGUCACUGCUCAAAAUGCAAGAAUCUCUAAUGAAGCCCUUAUCAAGCAGCAGCUCCUCAAAGUCCGGAUACGAUCAAAGAUCGCUUAUGAAAUCCCCUCACGAUCUCAUGAAGAGCAGCAAAGAUUACUUACCACCCGACUUUGGCCACAUCGGCAAAGGAAAGCUGGAUAGUCCGUUGGACAUUUCCAGCAAGACAGAAACCAGUACCUCCAAGACGGAAACCUCGAAAAGUGACGCUGCUGACAACCAGGUGGCGGACUUCAGCAUGUCGUCUUCUAGAAGCAGCAGCAGCGGCGUAGGCGGGGAGUCCUUUUUGAGUCAAAUGUUGGAGUUGACGAAGAAGACUACUAUGCCGGACUAUAUGCCCGAUUACGGGCAGUUGAAGAUUCCUAAGUCUGAUGAGCUUUCCGCUCCCAUUCCUCCGUCGAGUCACUCGUACAUGAGUACAGCAACUGCGGCGGACCUGUCUCAGUCCAUGGCGGGCUACUCCAGCCGGGAUGAGCCGUAUGACUACGGCAAGGAACAAGACUACAGUAUGCACCGAGUCUCCACGAGCGAGAGUGAACAGUAAUAGUUGUGUUGUAUAUUGAGUGUGUGCGAGUAUUUAUGUUUAGCGUGUAAGUGAUAUCCAUUUUAAUUCAGUAUUAAGAUAAAGUUUUGGUACCAUUUUUGUGGUAUUUACUCUGUAGGUGGUAGAAUUUUAUCUAUAC
Plutella xylostella (diamondback moth) is the source of this 3113-nucleotide messenger RNA. RefSeq lists its product as uncharacterized. Gene Ontology annotation, molecular function: protein binding; metallopeptidase activity. The record is from RefSeq and is a predicted model, not a curated record. Lineage: Eukaryota; Metazoa; Arthropoda; Insecta; Lepidoptera; Plutellidae.